Molecule: messenger RNA, 1551 nt
Organism: Menidia menidia (Atlantic silverside)
Lineage: Eukaryota; Metazoa; Chordata; Actinopteri; Atheriniformes; Atherinopsidae
Source: the annotation of a GenBank genome assembly
CUUUUUUCCCUUUGACCCUGAACCAGCGUGCUUCCUGUGUGGCACCUGGAGCCGCUUACGCAACUGUGCGCUCUGAAAAUAUCGCGUUACAUGUGAGGCGGUGCUCUGAGAAGGGAGCAGUGCACCUCGUGACCGUCUCUCUCUGUAUAUACAUAAGUUUUCACUUCACCUUCAGCGUCGCUACCGUCAAACACCGGCCACAACUUUCGAAAGUCAGCAUGAGGAGUGCCUGGCUUGUGUUCGCUUUGGUGCCGGUCAUUUCAGCGUUUUACUUGUCCAAACGAGAUGAGCUCCUCUUCAGGUCCUGGGCGGCACAGCACAACAAAGACUACAACACGGAGGAGUAUUACCAGAGACUCCAGAUAUUCACGGAGAACAAGAGAAGGAUUGACAAACACAAUGCAGGAAAUCAUUCUUUUACAAUGGCUUUGAACCAGUUUUCAGACAUGACAUUUGACGAGUUUCGAAAAGCUUACCUCUGGUCUGAGGCACAGAACUGUUCCGCCACCAAGGGAAAUUACCUCAGCAGCAAUGGACCACAUCCAGACUCCGUUGACUGGAGAAAGAAAGGAAAUUAUGUGACUCCAGUGAAGAAUCAGCAAAGCUGCGGUAGUUGCUGGACUUUCUCCACAACGGGCUGUUUGGAGUCUGUCACCGCUAUCGCCACUGGGAAGCUUGUUCCACUGUCAGAACAGCAGCUGGUAGACUGUGCCCAGGACUUCAACAACCAUGGCUGUUACGGAGGUCUUCCAAGUCAAGCAUUUGAGUACAUCAAGUACAGCAAAGGACUGAUGACAGAGCGGGACUACCCAUAUACAGCUGUGGAAGGAAUCUGUGUGUAUAAACCAUUGCUGGCUGCUGCUUUUGUGAAGGAUGUGAUGAAUGUGACAGUGUACGAUGAGAUGGGCAUGGUUGAUGCUGUCGCCACACACAAUCCUGUCAGCUUAGCCUUUGAGGUGACCGCGGACUUCAUGCACUACCACCAGGGUGUUUACACCAGCACCGAAUGCCACAACACCACAGACAAGGUGAACCACGCUGUGCUAGCUGUUGGCUAUGGGCAGGAGAAUGGUACACUGUACUGGACAGUAAAGAACUCGUGGGGAUCCAGCUGGGGGAUUGAUGGAUAUUUCCUCAUUGAACGUGGAAAGAACAUGUGCGGACUUGCUGCCUGCUCAUCCUUCCCAGUGGUUUAAUUUUGUUUUAACAUGAUAUCUCAGAAAAGGGUAAAGGGAAUUGCACUCCUUGUUUUUUAAAUGCUACAGCAUUUUGUUGUUUUUUUAGGCAUGGCAAGGCAAAUGUAUUUGUAUAGCAAUAUUCAUGUACAUGACAAUUCAAAGUACUUUACAUCAAAGAUCAUUCUUUUGUGAACUUUCAUAAUUAAUUUUAAUCUCAACUCACAUAUUCUGAUAUAAGAUAAGAUGUGCUUUAUUCAUCCCAGAAUUAGACAAUUAUUGAGAGAUUGUUUCAUACCCAUAGCGUGUGUUUGUAAUAAUCAAGAUGAUGACCUAAGUGCCAAAUUCUUGUGAAUAAAUUCACUAGUAAAUUUUU